Molecule: messenger RNA, 1746 nt
Organism: Encephalitozoon hellem ATCC 50504
Lineage: Eukaryota; Fungi; Microsporidia; Unikaryonidae
Product: kinesin motor domain-containing protein
Exons: 1
Coding region: 1-1746 (581 amino acids)
Biological process (GO): microtubule-based movement
Molecular function (GO): microtubule binding; ATP binding; microtubule motor activity
Source: RefSeq, a predicted model, not a curated record
AUGAAGGACCUGAGAACAUACCUAGCAGAGAGCAAAGUGGAGCAUUUGUAUCAACUGUUUGAAAGGCUGGGGAUAGAUGAAUCCCAGCUGUUAGCAAAGCUUAAGUACUCAGAUUUGGAAAAAAUUGGGAUUGAAAAUCUUAUAGAGAGGAGAAAGGUUUUUGAUAUAAUCAAUGAGAUAAACCAAGACAUAUAUAGUGAGGACAUAGAGAUGAAUGAAAACGAGUCCUUCAAGGACAGUCUUGUUUCCUCACCUUUUGGUUUCAAGGACAAUUUAAAAUCUGAAUCGCAAUCUUUCCUUGGGAGCCUUGCAGAAAAAAAUGGGCUUUUGUUUGGGAGUGGAGAAACCAUAAGCCAAAGACUGUCUUCAUGCUCUAUGCCAAGAAGAAAUAGUUUUGAAAAGUCUUUGAUUGGACUGGAUGAUCUUGAUGCAGGGUAUGGGAAGGCAACAUUAGAAUCAUGUGAUACAAGUCUGUCGAUCUCUUUUGAUGCUAGAGAGACUGGGAUAAGAGAGGAAAAGAUAAUUGUAUGUGUUAGAAAAAGGCCUUGUGGAGAUCCAAAUCUCGAUAUAGUUGGCAUAGAAGGAAAGGAUGUUAUUGUUCACGAAGAGAGGCUCAGGGUGGAUCUAAGGCCAUAUGUAGAGCACCACAAGUUUAGAUUUGACUAUUCGUUUGAUUGGGACAAGAAGAAUAUUGACGUGUAUAGGGAGUGUGUGAAAGAUAUUGUGAACCACGUUGCUGCUGGAGGGCUUGGAACCGUUCUAGCAUAUGGGCAAACGGGAACUGGAAAGACGUACACCAUGCUUGAAAAGGACAUUGGAAUGAUGUACCUGGCAAUUAAGGACCUUAUGGCCUUCAAGAGUUAUGGAACAGUAAUGUUUUGUGAAAUAUACAUGGGACAAGUUUACGAUUUAUUGGACAAUGGAAAAAGAAUACAUCUGCGGGAAGUCAACGGGGUUGUGCAUCUCUCCAACUCAAAGGAAGAAAGCUUUGAGGGAUAUUCAGAGGUGGUUAGUAUUAUCGACAGGGGGAUGUCUCUGAGAAAGACCGGAGUGACCGGGGCUAAUUCCAAAUCAUCUAGAUCCCAUGCAGUGAUCUUAGUCAACUUUUCUGGUAAGAAAGUGGAGAAGGAUGGCCAGAAAGUUCAUUGUGGAUCUAUAGUAUUUGUUGACCUUGCUGGAAGUGAACGGGGAUCUGAUAGAAGAGAGACAGGGUCUGAUGUCAAGAACGAGGGUGCAGAGAUCAACAAAAGCCUUUUAGCUUUGAAAGAGUGUAUCCGAGGAAUGGAAAAGGAUAAAAAGCACCUUCCGUUCAGGCAAAGUAAACUGACGCAAAUACUCAAAAAUUCUUUUGUUGGGGCAUCCAGAACAUGCCUUAUAGCCACUAUAUCCUCCACGUCUGAGAAUGUUGAGCAUACCUUGAAUACAUUGAGAUAUGCUUCGAGGAUAAAGGAAAGCGUUGUACCCAAGGAAAAGAGAAGUAGAGAGUCUCCAAAUUCCAACAGGUUUACAACCAGAGGAAGGUUUUCUGAUGUUAUAUCUAAGCAGGAACUUGAGAGAAGGCAUGUUGAAUCAUCUGCUUUAGGUACAUCUAAAGCCAAAGAUUCUCUUGUGAAUGAAAUCAGAAGAGCAUUAGUGAGAAUUGAAUCUAAAAUUCCAUCAUUGAAGACACCUGAAGAGUUAGAAAAUGCACUAAAUCUCUGUAAAGAAAUAGAGGAAAGCCUGGGAUGCAAGGAAACUAAAUAUUAA